ACCGCCGCCCCCCCGCUCCGGGAUUUGCUCCCUAAUUGACCUAAAUAAGGAGCUCGUGAACGGCGGCCCCGGGGUGGCGCGCGCGCACACGGACACACAGACACACACACGGACACACAGACACACACACGGACACAGACGCACACACGGACACAGACGCACACACGGACACGCACACACAAACAGACACACGCAGACGCCCGGCAGCGCCCGGCGCCCGCCGCUUCCCCCGCGCAGAUCCCAUUCGACGCGGCGCUCCGCCCACCGCAGGAUCCCCCGCUCCUGCCCGCCGUUUAACUCGCAUGACAUUUUUAUUUCGUUAUUAGCGUUUUCGCACAGAAUCUGGCGCCUCCGAUGGGUUGUCGGGCUGCUUUUUUUUUUUUUUCCUUCCCCGUUCCCUUCCCCUCCUCCCCCUCCCCCCUCCCCUCCUAGCUUGCAGGAAAUGAUGGCAAACCGCGAUCUGAAAUGAUUACUCCGGAAAAAAACGCUUUUAUACCAGGAGAGCAUCCACGGGGCUAGGCAGAGGCGAGAGGCGGCCGCGGGGCAGCGGGGAGCCGAGGAGCCAGCCGCCGGCGAAGCCGGGACCCCCUCCCGCAGUUCUCUCCGACGAUGCCGGACGAAGCCACGGAAAACGCCGGCUCCACCUCCGCCCGCGUCUCGUCCUUCUUCAUCGAGGACCUGCUGGGCACCGAGGGCACGGCGGGCGGCGGGGCGCGGCGGGCGGCGGCGGGCGGCGGGGGCGCGGGGGGUGCGCGCUGCGGGCCGCACUCUCCGCUGCGCAUCGGCGCCCCGGGCUGUCCCCUCCGCGACGCCGCCGUCGGCUGGUACCGCCGGGCGCACGCCGCCUUCCUGGGCUGCGCCAGCCCCGACACCAGCGACCGAGACUCGCCCGAGCUGCCCGAGGAGCCGGCGGAGCGGGCGGCCGGUGGCGGGCGGGCGGCGGCGAGAGGCCCGGCGGGCGGGCGGCCGGGGCCGGGAGGCCGCGAGGAGGAGGAGGAGCGCGGCGAGGAGCCGGGGGAGCCGGAGCAACGCGCCGCCGGCCGCAAGAAGAAGACGCGCACGGUGUUCAGCCGCAGCCAGGUGUUCCAGCUGGAGUCCACCUUCGACGUGAAGCGCUACCUGAGCAGCUCCGAGCGGGCCGGGCUGGCCGCCUCGCUGCACCUCACUGAGACCCAGGUGAAGAUCUGGUUCCAGAACCGCCGCAACAAGUGGAAGCGGCAGCUGGCCGCAGACCUGGAAGCGGCCAACCUCUCCCACGCAGCCCAAAGGAUAGUGCGGGUCCCCAUUUUGUACCACGAGAACUCGCCGGCGAGCGCCUUGGGCUUCACCCUGCCGCACAUGUCGCCCCCCUUGGUGGGCUUCUCCAGCGGCGUCAGCUAUCCCCUGGGCACCUUCCCCGCCGCCUCCCUCCCUUUCCUACGGUCGCAGAUGACAGGACUCGUCUGAGCGCCCACCUCUGCCGGGACCGCGGCCCCCUCGCCCCCUCCCUCGGCUUCCAGCUCCACCCCCAUUCCUCCACGGACUUUUUAUUUUCAACUUACACG
Messenger RNA from Corvus hawaiiensis (hawaiian crow), 1544 nucleotides. RefSeq names its product H6 family homeobox 1 (gene HMX1). Gene Ontology annotation, biological process: regulation of transcription by RNA polymerase II; negative regulation of DNA-templated transcription. Gene Ontology annotation, cellular component: nucleus. The record is from RefSeq and is a predicted model, not a curated record. Gene Ontology annotation, molecular function: RNA polymerase II transcription regulatory region sequence-specific DNA binding; DNA-binding transcription factor activity, RNA polymerase II-specific. Lineage: Eukaryota; Metazoa; Chordata; Aves; Passeriformes; Corvidae.